AUGCACUGCACGUGCUCGUCAAUAGCAGUAGCUGCUGCUGCUGCCGCCGCCGCUGAAUCUGCGGCGGGACAGUCAUCAGCGUCAGCAGCAGCAGCACCGCAAGCAGGAGCGACAUCGGCAACACGCGGAGUCGCGGCUAAACCAGCAGCCGAGGCGUCCACAAGAGAGAAGGCAACGAAGGAGCAUGUGGGAUUUGAUGCGGUAACUCCAGAAGAGGCAGUUGCGGCAUACCUGUCUCCAAGUGAGCCGGCGUCGAGCGUUCGCUCCCUCUGCUCGCCUGAUGUUGCUGCCGCUGGUUCUUCCACGGUGGUAGGAUCAGCGGCCACCAGCCAAGUGCAGGAAGCUGCGCUUACUGCGCUUCUGCUGCACCUGCAUAGGGGACAUGUGUCUUUUCUGGAAGUUCUGAAGUGCAUCGAGAGGUGCAGCAGCGCGCCAGGCACGACAGCAACAGACGCAACAGCGGCAGCCGAAGCGGCAGCAGUCGCAACUCCAAAGGACUGCUCUGCUUACGUUAAGGCUGCGCACACCCGAAAUGCCGCAGCAACACUGCCUGCGCAGAUUCUACAGCGCAUGCCAGAGUUGCCACUUAAGGCAAGCAGCAGUGCAUGCACAGCCACCAAGGCCGCUACCCAUAGUGCCCCGAGCAGCGGCGGCAUGGGUGGAAGCGGCGGGGGGAGACUCGCUGAAGAGGAUGCUGCAGCUGCUGCUGCUGCUGCUGCAAAACAGCAGCAGCAGCAGCAGCCGGAGCGGCAGAGCACACCUCCUGCCGCCACAAGUUCAUUUACGGCAAGCACUUCGGUGGCUGGCACUGCGAUGCAGUCAGUGCGACAAGCUGCGGCAGGCAGUCCCGCAGGUAAGCGAUGUAAUCUUAGCAGGACGAUUUUUGCAUAG
Cyclospora cayetanensis is the source of this 891-nucleotide messenger RNA. RefSeq names its product antifreeze protein Maxi-like. The record is from RefSeq and is a predicted model, not a curated record. Bases 1 to 891 code for a protein of 296 amino acids. NCBI's taxonomy places the organism in Eukaryota, Apicomplexa, Conoidasida, Eucoccidiorida, Eimeriidae. The transcript has 5 exons.